Messenger RNA from Molossus molossus (Pallas's mastiff bat), 971 nucleotides. RefSeq names its product HLA class II histocompatibility antigen, DO beta chain-like. Lineage: Eukaryota; Metazoa; Chordata; Mammalia; Chiroptera; Molossidae. Gene Ontology annotation, biological process: immunoglobulin production involved in immunoglobulin-mediated immune response; antigen processing and presentation of exogenous peptide antigen via MHC class II; positive regulation of T cell activation. Gene Ontology annotation, molecular function: MHC class II protein complex binding. Bases 159 to 923 code for a protein of 254 amino acids. The record is from RefSeq and is a predicted model, not a curated record. Gene Ontology annotation, cellular component: MHC class II protein complex; membrane. The transcript is spliced from 6 exons.
GAUUCGGAGGCUGGGAAGCCCGAGGCCAAGGAGCCGCGUGGUGGUGUCCUGGUGGAGGUCUGCUUCCCAGCCCAGCUGGCGAAGGCACGGGGGUGCCUCUGGGCCCGUCCACCAGGGCUCCACCCUCACGACCUGAAGCACCCCAAAGGCCCCACCUGAUGAUACCGUCACCUUGUGAGGAAGACUUCGUGAUCCAGGCGAAGGCUGAGUGUUACUUCACCAACGGGACCGACCGGGUGCGGUUUGUGGUCAGAUUCGUCUAUAACCUGGAGGAGUAUGCACGUUUCGACAGCGACGUGGGGGGCUUUGUGGCCCUGACGGAGCUGGGGCGGCCGGAUGUGGAGCUGUGGAACCACCGGCCGGACAUCCUGGAGAGAAGCAGGGCUUCUGUGGAUGCGCUCUGCCGGCGCAACUACGCGCUGGGCGCACCCUUCAUCGUGGGGAGAAGAGUGCAACCAGAGGUGACGGUGUAUCCAGAGCGGCCCCCAGUGCUGGGGCACCCCAACGUGCUGCUGUGCGCCCUGACCGGCUUCUACCCGGGGGACAUCAGAGUCCGCUGGUCCCGGAAUGGGCGGGAGGAGAGAGCGGGGGUCAUGUCCCCUGGCCUGAUCAGCAACGGAGACUGGACUUUCCAGACAGUGGUGAUGCUGGAAAUGACUCCUGAGCUGGGAGACGUCUACACCUGCCUGGUUGACCACGCCAGCCUGCCGAGCCCCGUCUCUGUGGAGUGGAGAGCCUCACCUGGAUAUUCUUGGAGAAAGAUGCUACGUGGAGCCGCAACUUUCCUGCUCGGGCUAAUCUUCCUCCUGGUGGGGAUCGCCACUCACUGCAGGGCUCGGAAAGGGGGUGCGGAGACUCAGCCAUCUGGUGACGAGGUCUCAGGGGCUGUUCUCUCACCAGCCCCACAGCAAGGUCCCAGCUGAAGCUUCGCCCUGGAGCCCAAAGUAGCACCGGGUGGCGCUGUCCGUGAG